UAAAAUUUUGAGAAACAAACCUUGACUUGAAGUUUCCAAUCGAAAACAAAAUAAUCAAUGUUCAGAAGUCGAUAUCCAACCUAUGGAAAUGAAUAUUUGUGUUGGGUGUUGUUAUUAGCCAUUGUAGUUUGCGGAUUGCUACGACUAUGAGACGAAGUUUCUUAAAUAUCUGAUUCAAUUAAAUACAGUUGUAUAAUCUGAAUUAAGUUAUUUUACGUGCGUGUGAACAAAUUAUUACUCAACAUGACAGAUGUUCGAAAACGACGCCCUGACACAACUAACGAUUCUGACAAGGCUCGAGAGACAGAAAGUGAUCAGGGUAUUGUUGUUCUGGAAUCUACUCACAAGAAAGAGGAUUUUGAUUCAGAAGAUGAUAAAUCUCCAGAAGAGAAAUAUGUGGAAGAGAUGUCCAAAAUUAUACCACAGGGCACAGACAAAACACCAGAAGUUUUGGAUUCAGCUUUACAAGGACUUUCAGCAAGAUGGCGGAACUGGGUGAUCCGUGGAAUUUUUACAUGGCUUAUGAUUGGCCUCUUCUGCCUGCUUAUCUCUGUGGGCCCUCUCGCUCUCAUGGUGACAACCCUGGUUGUCCAGGUGAAAUGUUUUGAGGAAAUUAUCAAUAUUGGUUAUGCUGUGUACCGAAUCCAUGGUCUGCCAUGGUUCAGAUCACUCUCCUGGUACUUUCUUAUCACUUCAAAUUACUUCUUCUAUGGGGAGAGCCUUGUUGACUAUUUUGGAGUUGUUAUCAACCGAACAGAUUAUUUACGAGUCCUCAUCACGUACCACCGGUUCAUCUCAUUCUGCCUGUACAUUGUGGGGUUCAUGUGGUUCGUAUUGUCACUAGUCAAGAAGUAUUAUAUGAAGCAGUUUUCUCUCUUUGCUUGGACACAUGUGGCACUACUCAUUGUUGUAACGCAGAGUUAUCUUAUCAUCCAGAAUAUCUUUGAGGGACUCAUCUGGUUUAUUGUUCCAGUCUCGAUGAUAGUUUGUAAUGAUGUGAUGGCAUAUGUAUUUGGCUUCUUCUUUGGAAGAACACCUCUUAUACAGCUCUCACCAAAGAAGACUUGGGAGGGAUUUAUUGGUGGUGGUGUUGCUACUGUAAUCUUUGGGUUAGUGAUGUCUUACAUCAUGUGCCAGUACCGAUACUUUGUGUGCCCAAUUGAAUACAGUGAAACUCUGGGGCGCAUGACAAUGGAAUGCGAGCCUUCACCAUUGUUCCGGCCACAGGAGUACACAUUACCAGAGUCCCUGUCUGGUGUUCUGCAGCUAUUGGGACUAAAGAAUACAUUGAAGCUGUAUCCAUUCCUACUGCACUCGCUGUCAAUGUCAGUCUUUAGUUCUGUAAUUGGUCCCUUUGGUGGGUUCUUUGCUAGUGGUUUCAAGCGAGCAUUCAAAAUCAAGGAUUUUGGAGAUGUGAUUCCUGGUCAUGGUGGUAUAAUGGAUCGAUUUGAUUGUCAAUAUCUGAUGGCAACAUUUGUCAAUGUUUAUAUUUCAAGUUUCAUUCAUACUGCAUCACCACAGAAACUGCUACAGCAGGUUUAUAAUCUGAAACCUGAACAACAGUUGCAACUGUUCUACACUUUGAAAGAAACCCUGGAGAAUCGUGGUAUUCUAAACCUUCAGUAACACCAUACAGUGGUUCAACAAGGUAAUUGUACUGAAGAUGCUUAGAAGGAAAUGAUAUGUAUGAAUAAAAAUGCAUGGGUAGCAUUUCAUUACAGGUGUUUCAUGACUGCUGUCACUUACCUAGUGGUAAGCAAGCUGGCAUAGUUGAAAGAGAAAGGGCAUUGCUGUCAUGAUGUUUUAUUUAAUACUGAGGUGAGUGGUGUUUUACCAUGUUGUUUUAAUUCAGGUACUAUUCACUGUUUAACAUAUCCAUCUUCAUGUGGCAAACUGGUACAUUUUGAGUCAGUAGAACGUAUAUUUGUUCAUUAAAUAACCUUGCACUGUUUGUAAUUUGUAUAUUCUUUAAAUAUUUUGUUUCUUAGGUUAAGAGCUUUCUAAUUGUAAGCAUGGGUUGUUGUGAAAAGUGUCUCAAUAGUGACUUCAUGUUCUGAUGAAAGCUGCUUUGUGAUUUUUUGGUCUCUAUAUGGUGUAUUUCUUUUGAAUCUUUACUUGCAUUAGUGGGUAAGGAGAAACCAUGAGAGGAUCUGUUGCAUCACCACUUCUCACCAUUUGUAAUGUUCCUUGUUGGUUUAUGUUCUGAUAUUUGGUGUCCACGACAUUUAAGAAAGGGGGAAUCUCGUAACCUUCACAAUAAAACUAAGACACUGCUUAACUGCUUUCUAACUUCAAACAACAGUGUCUUACACAGCCUUCAUAUCAGCUUUGAAAAUACUGGAUUUAUGAUCUGAAGUUUGAUUCAGAAUAUGUGAAUUGAUAUGAAAGUUAUGUAAUUGGAGCUGUGUAUUGUACUUGUAUUUACUUCAUUCAUUCCCUCUGAAAUGCAGAUAUUUCAGAUUUUGUAUGAGCUGUGCUCUGGAAGGAGAUAAUUCAUAAAACAUGCUACAUUCGGUAAAGCAUUUAAGUCCUAUCUGUGGUAGAGUUAUUGUAUGUAAGUUAGACUGUACAAAAUGUGGAAUAUAGUAAUGCACUUUGCAGAUAUACCUAUCUUGAACUGUGUUCUUUAUGAUGUGAAAUGUACUGAGAACCUGUUUUAUAACACAGCCAUAAGAGUCCUGAACAUGUUUCUUUCAGACAAGUUUUAUUUAACACAGCUGCUUCUAGAUAAAAAUAUUACAUGUAACAAACCCUGUGUAUUUAUAUUCCAAAUUACUGGCGAGAAAUUUAUACUACAUAUGUACACUACAAUGUAGAGCACACAUUUAUAUUUUUAUUUUCUUUUUUACAUUUUUUCAGUACCUUAUUAGUCUGCACAUAUUUUGUCAACAGUCAAACUGAAUUAUUUCCCAUUUAUAAAAAACGUUCUCCUCAAGAAGUUUUGGGAAACAGAAUACAGAACAAAAUUAUGUGAACAGAAGAAAAUGCAUAUUGAAGUAGGCUGUUUGUAAUUAAUUCUUCCCUCCUAUUUAUUAGAUGUAAUUUUAUGUUGAUUUUUACUCUAUAACCUGAAAACAAAGAAAGUUUCUAAUAGAGGUAGGUUUUCAUUUAAUCCACAUUCUGUCUAAGAUUCUAUUAUAAAUUUCACAUUUUGCACAAAGUUAGGAAUUUGGUUUGUGUGGUUAGUCUUUAUACUAUGUUCUGCAUUUGCAUACACAAGAAAUUCCUAGAUCAUAGGCUUCUGUGGUCAUUGUCAUUAAAAUUUCAUGCAUUUGUUCCACAUAUUAUAAUUAGGAUGUACUACUUUCUGUUGACUGUUUGUUUAAAUAUUUUGAGACAAAAUCUGCCCUUUUUCUAAAAGUGGUGAAUUGUGAACAGAAUUCUGCUUAAAAUGAUACUUUGCUAGGUAUUAUUAUUACCAUUAUAAUCAACAUCGAGAUGCAAGGAGAUAGGGCAUGAUGAAGACAAAGAAAAAUGUGAAAGUAAGGUACAGCUUCUGGUGCUUAACUAAGUACCAUGCCAUGCCAAUGUAUGGGGGGCAUAGGCAUACUCCAUGUAGUAUUAAUUUUGACAUUAGAAGGACAUGACUUGUCAGUUUGGUGCCAUGCCCACUUUACCCAUGAAGAAUGAACCCUGGUAUCCUUUGGAUAGGAAUCUGGUUAGGGUGCAGAACCAGUAUGAGCAUUGUAGUGAAGAGAAAAAUCUUACCUUGCCAGUAAUUGAACUCUGGUUGUCCAGCCUGUAGCCUGACCAUUAUACUGACAUUUUUCUCUGUCUUUAUUUACAUUUCCCCCUCCCCUUCUGUUUACUUGCUUUAUCUGUUCCAGUUGCUCUUAAUUACAUACCAGACAACACAACAUAGAUUGAUGAAGAUAAACAUCCAUGCCUGUAAUGGGAUUUGAACUCAAAAUUCCAGCAACCAAGCAGUCAAGACCCAUACCUUAGACCAUGCAGCCACUGUAAUUGGACAGGUGCUUUUUGAAACAUUUAUAAGUUCAAUCCCAGGAGCUUUAAAAUUGGAGUUUCUUUUCCCCUCCCCUCUUACCUCUUACAAGGAAGUAUAGGUAUUGGGAAAUUAUAUUUUUCUUUUGAAGAGUCUGGCCUAGGUGGUCAUAUCAUGACUGGACUUUGGACCAGAGUAAUUUGAUUAGUUUUUGUUUCAGAAUUAAAAUCAAUGUGGGUUAUGCAGAGAAUUUAGAAAGAAAGAAGGCAGGACAAUGAAAUUUUCUGGAGGCUGCAGUAAUGGAUUUCUAGGAUGGUUUUAACUAGAGAUCUACAUACAAAUUCUGGGUGUUAUAUGGUGCAUGUUCUGUACUUCUGACUGUCCAUUGAAAUUCUGAUGACCAUUCCACUCAUUUAGUUUAAUGCACAAGGAUGGAAUAAGUAAUUUGAAGAGCAGUGCUGUUGGUUAUAGUGUAUUUUCAGUUUCAACUUCGUGCAUUUGUAGUGUGUGAUAUGUAAAACAAUUUAAUUAGCUUAUGUUAUGUGUUCUUCAUGUUGUGAAUGGCUGUGUGUAAAUUAUAAAACACGAAUUGCACAGUUGCAUUCUAUCAUAGUUUUAAAGCAGUUCUGUUAAAAUAACGUUUGCAGUACUUUGAUUGUUAAUGCUACUGAAUUAUUUCCUGUUGUGUUCAUAACGUUUAUUCAUGUUAGAAAAUGUAUAAUAUUGUUGCUGAGAAAAGAUGAUGUGGUUGUAAUGGAUAGAGAUGGAUAUGUAUCUUCUGGUAAGUGUUACAUGCAGAAACAUGUCUUAACAGUAAAUUAGUUUUUAACACUAGGAAAUACCUUCCUAGUCUGUCAUUUUUGUGAUAUAAAAGUGGUUCAUUAUUAUUAGAAAAGGGUAAUGCAUAUAUUAAUGUUAUGGUUCUGUAAUAAUGAAACAUUAUGUUUCCAUGUGUUGUCAUACAGAAUUUAUAUAAUUUGAAAGUUAUACCAUGUAUAAAUAGUGUAUAUUGCAUUGUAACAUGCAGUUUGAAGGGAUAGAAAACAAGAAUAGUGUGCUAGUCUUAAAUGCUAAAUGUGAAACAUAAUAUUGACUGUAGCAUGUAAGGAAAAUGUAUUUUGUGUGAGUAGACAGUCUCACAGUGUUGCUAAUGCUGAGAAGCAUACAGGAGUAUGCUAUAUUGUAGUGAUUAUGGUGAGUUGUAAGAUCACAGUGUGCACAGGAUUGCCAAUUUACAUGGAUUUUUAAUAAUCUGUGUGAGAUUCCCAACAAAUAUUUUGUAAUCUGUUUCAUCAUCAGAUAAAGUAAUAUCUUGGAUUUUUGGCUAGAUUUUAAAUGUAACCCUUUUCAUGUUGGUUUUUGUUUGAAGAAACCAUGUAAAAACUCAGUUUUAUUAUCCAUCAGAAACAACAUGUAUUUUGUGGCUUGUGUACAUGUUGUUUCUCUCAAUUUAUAAAAUUGAGUUCUUGGUGAUUGAUAGAAUGGAAUUGGUGUUAUAAUAUUAAAAAGCUUCCAUAUGAUUAAAUAUUUCCAUAGUAAUGUUAAAUUCCUAUUGUUGAAAAGUCAAGAAUUGUUUUAAAUUUUGAGAGAUAGCAGGCUGAUACAUCAUAUAAACCCAGACUGUGCUUAGCAUGAAAAGGAUUUAACACAUCUGUGCUUAUAUUAUUCUAAUAGUGCAUUCCUUUAUCAGAAUUAGAAACCAAGUAUGUUCUGUUUUAUUGUUCCAUGUAUAUUCAGCCUAAUGGCAGUGUGUGUGUGUGUGUGUGGAGAAUCUAGAGAAUUGGCACCUCUCUGUAAGUAAUAGAGGGUUUCUUUCAUUAUGAUGCAUUUAAUCUUCCAUACAGUGUAGAAAGUUACAAUUUAACUUUACAACACACACACACACACACAAAAGAAAGGAAUUUUCGCUUUCUAAUUUUACAUAGUAUUUUAUAAAAGUAUACCAUAAUUAUUUUCAAAUAAAUAAUUAUGCAGUUAACUUUUUAAUGUGAAUAUUUCAUGAUGGUAAAAUGUUUUGUAAUGUCUGAUAAAAAUUGUUGUUUGAUGCUGAAUGUAAUCUGAACACAUUUUGAAAAUUUAAUGAACCCACUGUAAUGAAAACUGAAAGGGGGCAUGGUGUCUUAGUUCACAGUGGGCUGGUACUAAUUGGUCACCUCCCUAAAUUUAAUCUUGGUCUUGUAUGAGUUUUCAUGUACAGACCCUCUGUAAUCUGAUCAUAUUGUAACAUCAAAAUGCUACAUCAUUUUCUCUGUAUUCCACAAUGGAAUAUUACAACCCACAUAUGCUCUACACAGAAGUCUUUGGGAUAAAUUCUGAUUACUACAGUUUUGUACUACUCAGUUUCUGAUUCUCAUAUUGCAGAACACAGACUAACUUUCUGAAUCUGUGUUACCAGAAUGAUGUGUCACAUUAUAACACUUUGUUGUCUGAUCUGUGAGAUAGAAAUAUGCGAUAGAUGUUUGGGUAGUUUCCCCAUAUAUAAAGAAACUCUUGAAAAUAGACAUUGCUAACAAAGAACACAAAACAAAAUGUAAUUGAGUGGUUUAUAGCAGGAAAUAUGUCAUCCAUUAUCAAAGGUAAAAGUAUGAAGUAUCUGUCUGAAGUCACCAUCUGCUUAUCCCUUUAGUAUCACAUACCAACAUUUCCAUAAAUGUAUAGGAUGUUUUGUUGUUAUUCUUUUCCUUACAUUAGUUUUAUGGCAACUGAAAACCAGUAUGUGAAAUGUGAAAGAAGUCAGAUUUUUACUGUCUUUGUGACCACUAGGCAAGUACUUCAAUAUUUCUGGCAGAACCGAAAGCAGUCAUGACUGUUGGGUUUGACUGUCAUGUUUAUAAAACUAUUGGUGAUAAUUUUUAUUGGGCUGUACUGGAUCAACAGAAAGUCACCAUUACUAAUGGAAAAAUACAUGGAAUUGUAUCAAUAAGAUUGUACUGUGCAUGAGUCAGAUUACGAAGAGUGUUGUACAGAAAUUUAAUUAAUAUAGUUAUGUGUUGUUAAAAGUUAAUCAUCCUCAGUGAUGGCUGGCAGUUUAAGUAGUUUCCAUAAUAACAAUGUCCUAUUGAACAGUUUUUCUUUCUUUCUUUUUUCUUUUUCUUUCUUUCCCCUCCACAUCACAUUGAGUUUUGGCACUCAUAAAUUAAUUUCUUAACAAGAGGUUAGAGGACACAUGCUAUAACACAUAAAGAGAAAUAUAAUGUAAUGGUUUCUGAUGUAUUUUCAUACUGUUUGCUUACAUGUAGUGUACCACAUAUUCCAUAUAUUGGCAACACCAUGCCUUUGGGACACAAGUCAGUAUAAAAAACUGUAAAAUUAAUUGCAUGUUUUUACUCUGGUCUGAUGUUAAUUUCAUUCUAGAGUAAGGCUUCCAGAUGUAUUCAAUUAUGGUUGUAUAAAAUCUGUAUAAAAAAGUAAUAUGUGAAUACAGGAUUACAUGUUUAAAAAAGUAUCUGACAAGAUAUAGUAUUUUUAAUGUGAAUGGGAUCUUAAUAAAGUCUUAUGCAUAUAUAACUAA
Zootermopsis nevadensis is the source of this 7454-nucleotide messenger RNA. RefSeq names its product CDP-diacylglycerol synthase (gene Cds). The record is from RefSeq and is a predicted model, not a curated record. NCBI's taxonomy places the organism in Eukaryota, Metazoa, Arthropoda, Insecta, Blattodea, Termopsidae. Gene Ontology annotation, molecular function: phosphatidate cytidylyltransferase activity. Gene Ontology annotation, cellular component: endoplasmic reticulum membrane.